GGGAUGCUCACCAUUACAGACUUUAUCAACAUUCUCCAUCGUUACUACAGAUCUCCCAUGGUUCAGAUCUAUGAGCUGGAGGAACACAAGAUUGAAACAUGGAGAGAGGUCUAUCUACAGUAUUCUCUCAACUCCCUGAUCAGCAUCACACCUGACGCCAGCCUCUUCGAAGCCAUUUAUUCCUUACUGAAGAACAAGAUUCACCGGCUACCCGUCAUAGAUCCAGAGUCGGGGAACGUCCUCCACAUACUCACCCAUAAACGCAUCCUCAAGUUCUUACACAUCUUUGGCUCUAUGAUCCCAAAGCCACAAUUCUUACAGAAGCGGAUUGAGGAAGUGAAAAUUGGAACAUUCAAGACCGUCGCAACUGUCAGAGAGACAGAAACGGUUUAUGACGCUUUAUCAAUAUUUGUAGAGCGACGGGUCUCAGCCCUGCCUGUUGUCAACGAACAAGGGAAAGUGGUGGCACUUUACUCCAGAUUUGAUGUCAUUAAUUUGGCUGCGCAGAAAAACUACAACAACCUGAACAUGACGAUGCAGGAGGCCAUUCAAAGCCGCUCGUGCUGCAUUGAGGGGGUGCUGAAGUGUUACCCUCACGAAACCCUCGAAACCAUCAUCGAUCGUAUUGCUGAGGCAGAGGUUCACCGUCUAGUGCUGGUGGACACCGAGGAUGUGGUGAGGGGAAUCGUCUCGCUCUCUGAUUUGCUUCAGGCUCUGGUCUUGACUCCUGCAGGCAUUGAAGCACUUUUCUCUUAACACCAGUGGAGGGCUCCCUCUCCACCAUCAUCUUCAUUUCAUAUCCUCUGAUACCAGAAUUUUGUCCUAAAGCAAACCAUGAGCCUUGAAGUUGAAUGCUUGAAGACAGAACGUUUAAAUAUUUUUAAUG
Molecule: messenger RNA, 886 nt
Organism: Sinocyclocheilus grahami
Lineage: Eukaryota; Metazoa; Chordata; Actinopteri; Cypriniformes; Cyprinidae
Product: 5'-AMP-activated protein kinase subunit gamma-1-like
Exons: 9
Coding region: 4-756 (250 amino acids)
Biological process (GO): regulation of catalytic activity; protein phosphorylation
Cellular component (GO): nucleotide-activated protein kinase complex; cytoplasm; nucleus
Molecular function (GO): protein kinase regulator activity; protein kinase binding; AMP binding
Source: RefSeq, a predicted model, not a curated record